UACGGUCCGUAGAAUAUCUUGUAGUCUUGUGGCAGAAGUCAAUCAUAUCAGUAUGUGAGAUGUUGUAUGCAACAAUCAUCGUUUUUUCAAUUCUCAUUUCUCUUUAUUGGAUUUGUCAGUCUUUCAAGCCAAAAAACUACCCACCUGGUCCAACAUGGCUACCAUUAAUCGGAUGUCUAUUAUCGUUCCGACAAUUAUGUUUAAAACACGGAUAUGUUUAUCGAGCUGUUAAUGAAUUGGCAAACACAUAUGGACCAGUAUUAGGAUUAAAACUUGGAAAUGAGAAUGUAGUAGUGAUUUCAUCAUAUGAUGUGGUAAAAGAGGCUUUUCUUCAAGAAGAUUUAAACGGUCGGCCAGACGGAUUCUUCUUCAGGCUACGAGCAUUUGGUAAAAGAAAAGGAGUUUUAUUUACUGAUGGAAACACAUGGUCGCAAUGUCGGAAAUUUACGAUGCGAUAUCUGCGGACAUUUGGCUUCGGCCAAGAGAUUCUGAGGGAACAAUUAUCCUUCCAAUCUCUAGAACUCGUUAAUUAUUUGGACAGAAUGAGCGAGCAUGGACCCGUGCAUAUGAAUAAAGCAUUUGAUAUCACGGUACUCAAUUCCCUGUGGUUUAUGUUUGCCGGACGCGUAUUCGACUAUAAUGAUGAAAAACUUAAAACAGCACUCUUAUCUGCUGAUGAGGCCUUCAGACUAAUAGAUAAUAUGGGUGGAAUGGUAAACUUACUACCCUUCUUACGUUUUAUCGCUCCGCAAUUAUCAGGAUAUAACGAUAUGAUAAAAGUUCUUACAUCAUUAUGGAAUUUUCUUGACGAAGAAAUCAAGAUGCAUGAAAAGCACCUGACUGAUGAGCCACGCGAUUUAAUCGAUGCAUUCCUUUUAGAAAUUUCCAAACAAGAAGAUAAUAAUACGAUUUUUGAUCGUGAAAAUUUGUUAGUAUUAUGUCUUGACCUAUUCUUAGCUGGAUCAAAGACAACUUCUGACACUCUAGCGAAUGCAUUUCUUUACUUAUCAUUAAAUACCAAAUGGAUAACGGUACUUCAAGAGGAAUUGUAUAGCGUCGUUGGUAAAUCGAGAGCUCCUAUUGAGAACGAUUUGCCAUCUUUGCCACAAAUGGAAGCUUUCUUAGCUGAGAUGCAGAGAUAUUUAGUAUUGGCACCGCUCGGUGUACCUCAUAGAGCCAUGAAAGAUGUUUCUCUCAACGGAUAUCUGAUACCCAAGGACUCGACUAUUCUUUUUAACUUGUAUAGCGUCCAUUACGACGAGAAGUACUGGGACAAACCAAACGAAUUUCGUCCGCAACGAUUUUUAGACAAAGAGGGCAAAUUUUGUCGGCAAAAUUAUAGUAUGCCUUUUGGAUUAGGUAAAAGACGUUGUCUUGGUGAGCAGCUUGCACGUUCUUCAUUGUUUUUGUACUUCUCUCAUAUUGUACAAUGUUUUAAUAUGGAACUCUCGGCCGAGCAUGCCAAACCAGAUCUAGAGGGCUGUGAUGGCUUUACCAUAGAGCCAAAACCGUAUUACCUUAAGCUCACGAAAAGAUUGGAUGUGAAAUACUAAAACGAUCACCACGUGGCGUACGCAAGCACAUGGCGAUACAUUUGGACUUCUACGAAACAGGCGAAUUUCGUUGAACUCGUAAAACAACGCGUAAAAGUAAGACUUUCAUGGCGUAAAAUCAAUAAACGUCAUUUGCCGCACCAUACACGUGCAGAAUUUAUCCGGAAAUGGAUAUUUUAUCAAACGGAUAUUUAAUCUACUAUUUGCUACAUAUAACUAAAAAGUAUGUAAAUUAUAUAAUAAUUAUGCUACAUACUUUGCAUAAACGACAGUAUGUGUAAUGAGGCUUUUGUCAAAUAAAAUAGCUUUUAGGCUUUUAAGCGUCUUUAUAUUUGCGAAUAAUGAAUUAACAUAUUAUUGAAAAAGUAAUUGAAAUAAAUGAUUGUAAAUCUUUGCAUUUCUUCAACAAUAA
Molecule: messenger RNA, 1965 nt
Organism: Ooceraea biroi (clonal raider ant)
Lineage: Eukaryota; Metazoa; Arthropoda; Insecta; Hymenoptera; Formicidae
Product: methyl farnesoate epoxidase
Biological process (GO): xenobiotic metabolic process
Cellular component (GO): cytoplasm; intracellular membrane-bounded organelle
Molecular function (GO): oxidoreductase activity, acting on paired donors, with incorporation or reduction of molecular oxygen, reduced flavin or flavoprotein as one donor, and incorporation of one atom of oxygen; iron ion binding; heme binding
Source: RefSeq, a predicted model, not a curated record